AUGACAUAAGACAUUUCAAAAGAAGUGCUAGCUCUUUCCAUUCAUGUGACUGCAGCUGCUUCAUAAAUCACUAUCUAAACUCAAUAGAGAAUGACUUUAGUUACAAAUAGUGUUAUAGAGAGUGUAGACUAAACUUUGAAGAUUAUCAAUUCAAUUAUUAUGUAAUCUCAAAAGCAGUCACAUUUGGAUGCAGUUAUAGAAGAAUUUGAUGAAGAUUAUGGUAAAGAUUCAAAAACAAAAGAAUACUAUACAGAUAAAUAACAUAUUGGAAUAGAUAAUGAAUAAUUGGAUUAAAUUAGAAUUGAAAAUUUGAUGUGUUAAGAAAAUUGUAAUCCUAAUUUGUCAAUCAAAUCAACAAAUUCAAGUAGCUUAAGUGCUCAUAAAUCAAAGAAUAGCAGUUAAAUAAUAGAAGAGUAUCCAAAAAAUACAAAUCUAAGAAAUGACACUCCAGUCUAAUAGAAAAAAUAGUCACUUCUUUCUUAAUAAUUAUCUUAAAUUAAGGUUGAUAAAGAAAAAGAAGCAUAGGAAUAAAAAGAAUUAAUGCUUCUUAUUGAAUAAGUUGAUCCAGGAGAACUAAUUCCAAAAUUGAAAUCUAUUGAGAUGAUUAAUACAUAUCAAUAAGAAAAUUCAAAUCAAAUAGAUACAUUCACACACUUUAAUGAUCCAUUUAUUAUUUUGAAUGCGGAAUAAUAUUAAAAAUAAUAAAAAACAUCUCCAAAAAAAUCAGAAUGGUAUGAUAGCUCUUCAGUUGAAUAUAAAGCUACAUCUUAUAAUACAAAUGAAUCAUCUAAUUUGGAUCAUCAUUCAUAUAAAUGGAAAAGUAGUAGUAUUGAAGAUGAAAAUUUAUUGUAAGAUUGUGGAUUUUAAUUUUAAUCUUCAGUUUUUGAUUUUCCUUUUCCAGAGGACUUUUGUACAAAUAGUAUAAAUGUUUAACAGAAUUUUUAACUACUAGAAAGUAAAAACUAAUUUACUCCUAAAAAAAAGAGAUUAUACUGCAAUAAUAAGAAAGUUCCUCAUUGGGCAGAAAAUUUAGAGGUAUAGAUUAUUCUAUAUUUAUUAGAAAGUUUAACAAUAUUAAUCUUAAUAAUAACAUUUAUCUCAACAUUAAAUCUUUGGUAAAAUGAAGAAUAGAGUUUUAGAAAUUGCCAAAUAGUUUUCAGAAAAUAGAUAUUAUAGAAGAGGAAGUUCAGCUUAAUGGGAAAUUCCUAAUAAGACCUUUGAUAUGAUGUAAAAAUAGAUGAAGAAACUUUAGUAAAUAUAAGAUGAAAAUAUAUAAAAAUUAUAGCAACAUUAAAUAAAUGUAAUAAUAAUUCAUUAUAUAAUAGUCUGCAUAAAAAAAUUAGGGUUUAAUUGCUAAAACACAAUAUUUUUUAACUAGCAUCAAAAAAAAAAUCCUCAAUUCAUUUGAGAAAGAUCCAAAAUAUAAAUUAUGA
Messenger RNA from Paramecium pentaurelia, 1433 nucleotides. NCBI's taxonomy places the organism in Eukaryota, Ciliophora, Oligohymenophorea, Peniculida, Parameciidae. The record is from the annotation of a GenBank genome assembly.